ACACUAGCGCUAGCAAUGGUAUUCACUUCAUACUGUGGAUCAAAUUCGUUAGUAGCUGAACAUCCAUUCUAGCGACAAGACGUUUAUAUUUCAGUGAUUUUAAAGUGUGUGUUUUUAUUUUCAAAAAAUAAUUUUAAUCAUGGCUGGUUCUUUCGCCAACAACGCUGCGCUGUACAAAAAUAAGACGUUCACUUAUUUGCCUCCAGCACCGCCCGCGGAUCUCAUCGACUGCAGUAAUUUUAUACUUGACUUCACCGGCCGUAAGUUUUUGAAUGUAGGACUUGAUCUUGCAGAUGAAUUUAACACCAUAGUACAAGUCAUCACUCCUUCGAGAUAUGUAAAUAUGCCACCUGAUUUUUUAAGACGUAUAUUCUCACUUAUGGGGAACAUUCUAUCUUUUAUACUCGACCUACCUCAAAAAUACAAGCGAAAUUUAUUUCUGGAAACAGAAAUUAUUUCACUAUCUAGUAAGCUGUAUAAAGGGGAAAAUAUGCUUGUCAUCGAAUCAAAAACACAAGAUGGAUGUCGAGUAUUGCUAAAUCGUGCAGAUUUAAUGAAAUUGCAAUAUUUAGAAUGGUGUAUAUUUGAAACAGUCGUUCGAAAGUCAACCAUCAUACGUCCAGUUGUCAUAAAACAAUUCGAUAUGUUUUUGAACUAUAUUGAUAUUGAAUCCGCCAAAGUUGAUUCACCACCAAAAACACCUGAAGAAAUGGUCACAUUUAUCAAAAAUAUAAGCGACGAAAGUGUAUUUUCAAAAAUUCCAAAAAAUGAUGUCAAUUUCAUCAGUCAACUCAAAAUGCAUGCUUCUUCACAAUUAGCUGAACGUUGGGCGCAACGAUUGAGCGGAAAAAUGUCUCCAGAGUUAUUCACUGAAUCCGAAGUGAGGUUUAUUUCGCCGCCUCAAUACUCGAGUAUAUCCCCAAUGCUAUCUAUUGAAGAAGAUGACUAUUCAGUGUCACGAGUAAUUACGAUUUAUAAAUUUAAAUAAUUUAAGUAUUAAUAAUUUUAAUUUUAUA
This is a messenger RNA of Myzus persicae (green peach aphid), 1016 nucleotides long. RefSeq lists its product as uncharacterized. The transcript is spliced from 2 exons. The record is from RefSeq and is a predicted model, not a curated record. Bases 140 to 988 code for a protein of 282 amino acids. Lineage: Eukaryota; Metazoa; Arthropoda; Insecta; Hemiptera; Aphididae.